Tarenaya hassleriana is the source of this 2052-nucleotide messenger RNA. Its product is annotated as serine/threonine protein phosphatase 2A 57 kDa regulatory subunit B' beta isoform. The transcript is spliced from 3 exons. Gene Ontology annotation, cellular component: protein phosphatase type 2A complex. Gene Ontology annotation, biological process: signal transduction. Gene Ontology annotation, molecular function: protein phosphatase regulator activity. NCBI's taxonomy places the organism in Eukaryota, Viridiplantae, Streptophyta, Magnoliopsida, Brassicales, Cleomaceae. The coding region runs from base 264 to 1724 and encodes 486 amino acids. The record is from RefSeq and is a predicted model, not a curated record.
AAGCUCUCUCCUUUUUUCUCUCUUCCCAUUUGUUCCCUCUUUUGUAGCUCCUCUCCUCUUCUCUCGUCCGCUCUCUUCCGGGGUUUGAUCGCCGGGAAAUUCUCGCCGUCCGAUCUGCCGGCGAUCUUUCCAGUCAUUUCGAUGGUCUGAUUACCGCCGGCUCAGAUCUAUGACAACAUUCCGUUAUCUCAUCCAGCUAGGAGAACCUAGGGUUUCUAUUCUGGGGGAGAGGAAAGCUAGGAUUCUUGCUUCGCCGCGUCGCCAUGUUUAAGAAAAUAAUGAAGGGAGGGCACCGGAAGCCCUCUAAAUCCGAGUCUAAUGAUCAGUCUAUGUAUGGGUUUGGUCCUCCGGGUCGGUCAGGUCCAGGGUCCAAUGUGGUUGUUAGCCAUGCCUCUCGUGGUGCCCCGGUUCCAUCCUCUCCCGGUCCUGUAGCCGCCACCCCACCACCUCCACCGAUGGGCUCUGUCGAACCCCUCCCGUUGUUCAGGGAUGUACCUGUUUCGGAGAGGCAACUCCUAUUCAUGAGGAAGCUGCAGAUUUGUUCUUUCCAAUUUGAGUUCACUGAUACGCUGAAGAAUGUGAGAGAGAAGGAGAUCAAAAGGCAAACUUUAUUGGAGCUCGUGGAUUUUAUUCAGUCUGGAUCGGGUAAGAUCACGGAAGCAUGCCAGGAAGAGAUGAUAAAGAUGAUUUCUCUCAAUGUAUUCCGGUGCCUUCCUCCGGCUUCUCACGAGAAUACGGGUCAAGAACCUGCAGAUCCGGAGGAAGAGGAGCCCUAUUUGGAACCCUCUUGGCCUCAUCUGCAGCUAGUGUAUGAGUUAUUACUGAGAUAUGUUGUUUCUUCUGAUACGGAUACGAAGGUGGCCAAACGGUAUAUUGACCAUUCUUUUGUGUUGAAGUUGCUUGACUUAUUUGAUUCUGAAGACCCGAGAGAGAGGGAGUACUUGAAAACGAUUCUUCAUAGGAUUUAUGGGAAGUUUAUGGUCCACAGGCCCUUUAUUAGGAAAGCAAUUAACAACAUAUUCUAUAGGUUUAUUUAUGAGACAGAGAGACACAGUGGGAUUGGGGAGCUGUUGGAGAUUCUGGGCAGUAUCAUAAACGGGUUUGCCUUGCCUAUGAAGGAGGAGCACAAACUAUUUUUGGUCAGGGCGUUGAUACCGCUGCAUAAGCCGAAACCCAUCUCUCUGUAUCAUCAGCAACUAUCUUACUGUAUCGUGCAGUUUGUGGAAAAAGAUUACAAGCUUGCGGACACAGUGAUCAGAGGAUUGUUAAAAUAUUGGCCCGUGACAAACUGCCAGAAGGAGGUUCUCUUCCUUGGAGAACUUGAAGAGGUUCUCGAGGCAACACAGCCUGUUGAGUUCCAGCGUUGCAUUGUUCCUCUAUUCCAACAGAUUGGUCGCUGCCUCAAUAGCUCUCACUUUCAGGUGGCGGAAAGAGCCCUGUUCUUGUGGAACAACGAGCACAUAGUGAAUCUCGUGGCACAGAACCAAAGGGUGAUACUGUCGAUAAUAUUCUCGGCCCUCGAGAAGAAUAUACGUUCGCAUUGGAACCAGGCGGUGCACGGUUUAACGGUCAAUGUGAAGAAGAUGUUCAUGGAAAUGGACGGAGAGCUGUUCGAGGAAUGCGAGCGGGAGUACGAAGAGAAGCAGGCUAAGUCCAAAGAUGUCGAAGAAGAACGUCUUCUCAAGUGGAGGAGAUUAGCUGAAGCAGCUGCCCAACGAGACUAGACAUUCAAUAAUAAUAUUAUGGAAAAAGAAAAGGUAUUCUUUCGCCCUUUUUUUUCUUUUAUUUAAUCUAUAUAACGUUUCUGAUUAUUGUUAUUAUUAUUGGUUUUCCUCGUUUCGUCUUUAAUCUUGGGGGGUCUAUAUCAUAUCUUUCCAAUUUCAAUGGCGUCGAUAUUUAUAUAUAUAUAUUUUUUUUGUGGGGUUAUUACAAAUGGGUUUGUGAGAUCUUUGUUGUUGUUUUUAAUUUUUGGGAAUUUUUAAAUCGGAUAUUAUUUGUUGUAGCUUGUAUGGUACGUGUCAUCUGAAAUCCAAAUUAGUUUAUUUCUGUAUA